GUGAAGAUGGAUGAGAAGUCCAACAGCAGCCACCAGCGACUUGUUAUCGUCCUGCUCAUGGUGCUGAUCUUUGGCGUGAUUAUGGUCCAGUAUGUGUGCCCCAGCAAGUCCGAGUGCCGGAUGCUGCACCACCUGGGCUCCUGGUUUGCUGUCGGCGGUGCAACUCGCACCCGGAUCGGUGACAGUCCAGCCCAAGACGGGCUUCAGAAAGAUCCGUACAUCGCAGAGGAUGGCGCUCUUAACCGCUUCGUUCCUCGUUUCAACUUCACCAAAGCAGAUCUGAGCCGAGUUGUUGAUUUCAACAUCAAGGGGGAUGAUGUUAUAGUUUUCCUGCACAUCCAGAAGACUGGGGGCACGACGUUUGGUCGACACUUGGUGCGGAAUAUCAAGCUCGAGAGGCCCUGCGAGUGUCGCGCAGGUCAGAAGAAGUGUACGUGUUUUCGGCCUGGAAACAAGGAGACCUGGCUCUUUUCUCGGUUUUCCACCGGCUGGAGCUGCGGGCUUCAUGCAGACUGGACUGAACUGACCAGCUGUGUCCCCUCACGAAUGGAUUCCCAGGAGACUCUCAAAAUCCUGCCCAGUAGAAACUAUUACUAUAUAACAAUCUUAAGAGAUCCAGUGUCGCGCUACCUGAGCGAGUGGCGUCAUGUGCAGCGAGGUGCAACAUGGAAGGCCUCCUUACACGUGUGCGAUGGACGUUCGCCAACGUUGUCAGAGCUCCCAAAUUGUUACCCAGGAGAUGACUGGUCAGGUUGCUCUCUGCUAGAGUUCAUGGAGUGCCCUUAUAACCUGGCCAACAACCGACAGACCCGCAUGUUGGCCGACCUGAGUUUGGUGGGUUGCUACAACGUCUCCACUAUGAGUGACGAGGAACGCUGGGCAGUGCUUCUGGACAGCGCUAAACGAAACCUAAGAGGGAUGGCCUUCUUCGGUCUGACGGAGUACCAGCGUAAGACCCAGUACCUCUUUGAGCAAACCUUCAACCUGGAGUUCAUCGCUCCUUUUACACAACUGAACGGCACACGUGCUUCCAGUGUUGAUGUUCCUUCUGAGACACAGUACAGAAUUCGCCAACUGAAUCAAUGGGACGUAGAGCUUUAUGAGUACGCCCGUGACCUUUUCCUGCAGCGAUUCCAGGUGGCGAGGCAGCAGGAGCGCAGGCAGGCCAGAGAGAGGCGACAACAGGAGAGGAGGCGGCUUCGUGGAAGGUUCGCAGCAAAGCAGGGGAGGUGGCCGAAGCCCACUGAAAUGGCACACGUGACCAACGAGGUACAUCAGAAAGAGAAGGCAACAGAGACCAGUGUGGAGUCAAAAGUAGUACUUGAAGAAUGGUGGGAUCUGGAUGAGAAUAGUACCAUGGAGAACUACUCGGACAAUGUGGAACAAUGGUAACCGUUGGAUGUCAGAAAUACAAAGUGUGCCAAGCGUUGCCUUGUUUGUGUUCACUAA
Nematolebias whitei (Rio pearlfish) is the source of this 1449-nucleotide messenger RNA. RefSeq names its product heparan sulfate 6-O-sulfotransferase 2 (gene hs6st2). Bases 7 to 1392 code for a protein of 461 amino acids. Gene Ontology annotation, molecular function: heparan sulfate 6-sulfotransferase activity. The transcript has 2 exons. The record is from RefSeq and is a predicted model, not a curated record. NCBI's taxonomy places the organism in Eukaryota, Metazoa, Chordata, Actinopteri, Cyprinodontiformes, Rivulidae. Gene Ontology annotation, cellular component: membrane.